Alternaria alternata is the source of this 2475-nucleotide messenger RNA. Its product is annotated as DNA polymerase alpha, subunit B. Bases 211 to 2298 code for a protein of 695 amino acids. Gene Ontology annotation, biological process: DNA replication initiation; DNA replication. Gene Ontology annotation, cellular component: alpha DNA polymerase:primase complex. The record is from RefSeq and is a predicted model, not a curated record. Gene Ontology annotation, molecular function: DNA binding. Lineage: Eukaryota; Fungi; Ascomycota; Dothideomycetes; Pleosporales; Pleosporaceae. The transcript has 4 exons.
AAGAAUUUUAAAAGACCUCCUUGUUGCGGCGUAGGAGUAUCGGUCAGCCUGGGAACUUUUGGGGAACAAGGCGGUCCCUGCAUGUACGUCGAUCGCCCUAGGCCUUCUUUAUGCUAGCCCCACACCGACACGCGCGACGCGUCUUCUGAGUUUCCACGCGCAAAGUGCUUUCACCGUCAUCAUCCCAGAACAUCGACAAACACACACAGAAUGGACGACCUCACCACAGAGCUUACCGAGCGCUUCGAGCGCUACUGCGACAUGAAGGGGGAUCAAUUCCCCGCUGACGUCCUCGCUGAAUUACAAUCGAUGUCGCGGUUAUAUUCCAUCUCACCCGAGGAACUGGACUUCAAAUGGCAGGCGUACAACAUGAAGAUGGGUGGAGAAGAGAACAAGAUGGAUGUGAAGACAGCACGGGACUUCAAGAAAACCAUACAAGAUGCAUUGGAACGCGAAAGCAGAGGGAAGGCACAGCAAAGAAAUGAACCCAAGCGGGGUCAGCCAACACCAAGAGCGAAGGGUGGGGACAUGUAUGACAUGCUAGAGGGACUCGUACCAGGCACACCACAUCGGCCCGCACCCAGUGGCGCCAAUGGAAGUACAGUAAAACGCAAAGCCAAUUUCAACACACCAGGAGGCAAGGCCACCAAGGCACAUGAGAUGAGUACUCCUGGUGGUGGCAUGACACCAAAAGCUGAAACCCCAAGUGGACCUGUCUUUGACUUUGCUUCCCGUACCAAUGCGAACGACAUCACCGAGCAGUUUGUGCAAGGCGACAUUCCCAUUCCAGAACCACCAUCGGAAGAACCGAAGGAACCCCGCAUCAAACUCAAGGCCAACACAGACAUGUCUAAGUUCUCAUAUCGCACCAUGGCCAUGAAGCUGUCGGAAGCGUCUGAGGUCUUGGAUGAUAGGAUCGACGAAUUCCGUGAUCUUCUCAGGGACACCACAGGUCUGGACGAAAGUGCAUUCGGAAACCCAAACUACCCGUCUCCGAGCGAGAUUAUCGCAGUAGGGAGGAUAGCAAACGAUACGAGCGAAGGCAGGCUCAAUACAGCUUCAAUCGUACUCGAAGGCUCCCGGAGACAUGGCUCAGGGCGCCGUGUACCGCUGAACGUGGAGGGGCUAUCGUCAUACGAUUUCUUUCCCGGUCAGAUUGUUGCUCUGCGUGGCACUAACGCUUCAGGAGACUCAUUUGUAGUUUCUGAAGUCCUCCCCCUUCCACUUCUGAACCCACCAGCCACGAAACCCGAAGAGCUAGAUGUCAUCAACGCGCGAUACCUCGAUACCCCAGAUUCUGAUCCUGACAACGUCCGACCUCUGACCAUCAUGAUUGCUUCUGGCCCCUACACUACUGAUCAGAAUCUCGACUUUGCGCCGUUGCACACCUUUCUUGACAAUGCUGCCGAAGCAUAUGCAGAUGCCAUCAUCCUGGUAGGCCCAUUCCUCGAUGCUGAGCAUCCUCAAAUUCGGUCAGGAGACUUUGAUGUACCACCAAACGCAAGCCCAGACCAGGCCACCAUGACGGAUCUGUUCCGAUACCAUGUCUCCAGCGCUAUUCAGAACUUCAACAAACGUGUACCAACCUGCCAGGUUCUUCUGGUUCCUAGCUUACGAGAUGCACAUCACCACCAUGCUGCAUUUCCCCAAGACAAGUUCAUCAAAAAGGAGCUCGGCCUGGGUGCUGCAGGAAAGAUGGUUCAAUGUGUCACCAACCCAAUGACUGUCAGUAUGAAUGAGAUGACCGUGGGUAUGUCCUCGAUCGAUAUCCUAGAUAUGCUGCGUAGAGAAGAGCUAGCAGGCGGCAAGGCACGAACAACCAACAUCUACGAACGAUGCGCCCGCAACGUUAUCGAGCAGCGAAGUUUUCUGCCUCUGUUCCCGCCAACUGGAAGGGAGAAGCAGCAAUUCAUGCCAGCACCAAUUGAGGAAAAGGUCAUGAAAAGUAAUGCAGCGAACGGUGAGCAGAAAGAGGGCGAAGAACCAGAAUUGGACCAAGCACCGAGCCCAUUCCUUCCUCUGGGCACCAUGCUCGAUACAAGCUAUCUUAAGCUGGGUGAGAUGCUGAAUGUACGACCUGACAUACUCAUCACCCCUAGUGUGCUUCAAGGCACAGUCAAGGUUGUGGAGUCGGUACUUGUCAUCAAUCCUGGUACCUUGGCUAAACGCCGUGCGGCAGGAACAUAUGCCCGCGUUAUUGUUCAGCCUGCUGUUGUCAGUGAACCAGAAAGGGAGAAAGGGUUUGCAGUUGCACAUAAGCUCUGGGAACGGACGCGUGUUGAUAUUGUGAGGAUUUAGGUGUUUGGUACUGAGCAUUGGAGGUGUCUGGCGUUUUCUAGUAGCGAACAGUGGGAAAAUUGCAUGCCUGCAGGGACACCUGGAGCGUAUGAAUGUGACUUCGGGAUGAUGAAUGUAACAUGUCAGCAGUAUAGAUUAGCAUUUUGGUGCUCCAAUCAAAGAACUCACAAAUGGCAC